AUGUCGGGUCGAAGCGCAUACGUGCGCAAGAAGAUUACGGAGACGAAACCCGGGGAGAAAGGUGCUUUGCCCCGGAGCCGUACCAAGACGUCGUUGAGCUCCGACGACAAUGCGACCAUUAGCGAUCUGCCCAUGCCGACGCGGCAGGACACGGGCGUCGGCACUACUAACGCGCGCUUCCUCAAGUUUUCUGAGCCAGUGCGUGAGAAUGAGGUGCUGAACCCCUAUCGCAAUGACUUUUCCAGCUUCCAGACGCAGGGCAGCGGUGGCAGUCAAAGCGGCGGGAGCACGGACGGCCGGCGGGAGGCUGCAGGCACACCGCAUCUCAAAGGUCCUAUGGAUGAGUAUGCAUACGCCCGUGCGAGGAAACCAGUCAUUAAGACGGAGGACGUUUCGGGGAUCGAGAAGUCCGGAUUGAGGAGUGCACUUGACAAGAAAAGUGAAGAGGUGCGCAAGGGCAUUGCUAAAACCUUUUCCUUCGGGAAGAAGAAGGACAAGCGUGGCGAUGCCGACAAGAACCUCGAGUUCCGGCCGCAAUCGUCGGCGACGGUGCGUGCGCAUCCGAGCUACCCUAGCGAUCCUGAUGUUGCUUUCGAAGAAGUCGUCCCGCCGCAAUACCAGCAACAGCAGCAUCACGGCCAGUUCGCCGAGCAGCAACAAUGGGACCAGUCUGCCAUGAUAUCGCCGCCUCCGUCCGCUAAGCUUCCCCCUAUACCACCUCCCUCCAAUGCACCGCCCAUCAAACGGUGGAUCGGCGCUGGCAGACCUGUACAACGAUGGAACAAACUCCGUAAGGAUCCCGAACUUUGGGACCCGAACGGCGACGUGCUCGUUUUCUUCGGUCAUAAGGGCCAAAGUCCUCGGCCAAAUCCCUCUUUCCGGCUCUCAUCCCAUAUCAUUGAGGCGACUGAGUCACGAUAUCUGAUAACCCUGCUUCGUGAGGGUUCGACGGAGGAGGAUAUUCACAUGUCACCAUCGCCCAUUGGAGCACCACCUAUGCUUCAACGCCAUGGAAUGGGUGGAAUGGGCCACCACAUGGGCCAUCACCAUCUUGGGCCGCAUAGUGCGCUGAGCCGCGGUCAGCCUACACCACCGAUUUCAGAGGAUGCGAGCCUGGCGGAGGCAGAUGGCCAGAUUAGCUAUGAGAUGUACUUCCCGACGCCGUCCAAUAUGACCAAGAUCGACCAGGUUCGACACCACAUCACGACGCGCAACGUAUUCGCCUUGCUCUAUCAUGCCUCGCUUGUGGGAUUGUCGCUUUAUCAAGCAUUGUCUGACCUGCACACGCGGCUAGAGGCGUACAUGCCGCCCGAGGCCGAUAAUGUCGGAACGAUUCUCAAUUACCUUUCUGCUCGAGGCAUUGACGAUGUCCGGAAUGACGCCGAGACGGCUGUUUCACUGCUUGCAUGGUCCGAAGGCUCAGAAGUCCGCUGGGAGGAGGGCUGGCGCGAGAGCUUCCUCCACUGCGCCGGUAUGUAUGGCCGACUGGAGUCGUGCGCAGACUUCAAGAAUAUCACGCCCAUCACUCGCGCACUCCUUGAGCGCGCAUGCCUAGAGACACAGCUGCGUGUGCAAGCCGCAGAGGAGCGGCUGGCCGACUUCCAGUACUCCGACAUGUGGCCACCGGCUGUGGCCUCCACGGCUUCCUCUUCCGGUCCAGUAACGACCAGUCCCGCCAAGGCGAGCGCCGAUCGGCUACAGAAGUUCUUCGUUGCUCACUACAUGCGUGUAUACGGCCGUUGGCCUCCUCCAGCUGCGCCGCCAACUCACCAUGAGGGCAACAUGGGUGGUGGUAAUGGCGACGAGGAGAUCUGGCUUACGCGUACGGUUGCAAAGUCCAUACAGAAAGAUUUUGCCGCGCUCUAUGACUACUUGGUCAAUCGGGACAUCGUGUGGGAUGGGUCGGAAACACGCAGCUCGCGCAAAUGGCUCAUGGUCAGCGAGUCUGGCAAUCGGGGAUUCGACGCGGACACGCCUGAUCUGCCCAUGACGGACAUGUUGAUCGAGUUCGACAACAAGCUGCGCUUUCCCCACAUUCCUCACCCAUACCCCUUGGUCCCUGAGUCGAUCCCACCGCCAUUAAAUCUGUCAAACGGAACCAAGGAGAAGCCGUCCAAAAAGAGCAAAAACGGCAACGAGAACAACGCAAAUGUUGGCAAUCGUUCCGGCGCCCUCGAGCGACGUGUACAGUUGGCGUACACAGAAGCAACUAACAUCUACAUCCUGGGGUCGGAUUUCACCCAGAGUGAUCUGAUUGAUGCGUUUGUCAAGUUUGAGAAGGCGGACCGCACCGGCGAAGUGGACCCGAGCACAGCCCGCCGUGGGCGGUGGGUGCUCAUCUACGGUGUCUUGCAGACGCUGGCCAGCGUGUCUGUCGACGCUCCCAACGUGCGUUACCGCGAGGGCGUGCCUUACCAUCUCUCGCCGCGCCUGAAGGGCGCAAAGAUGCCCCCGUGGAGAGCCGGCGGGCCCAACAGCCUCCCGCUGAUGGGCAGCAACAGCGGUACUGCAGGUGGCGAGGAGGCGGCUCAUGAGCUCUCCCACUGCUGGACGGUCGUGCGCUCGUGGAACGGCGGCAACUCGAACAACUCGGGCGCCGACACGUCGUCGGGCGGAUCGGGCAACACGUCGCCCGUCGUGCGGGCAGCAGGGUACAACUUCCCGCGCCCACCGCCGACGGCGACGUCGCGCAGCUCCGUGGCGGGCUACCACACGCCCGCGGGCGCCGGCACCCGGUCGGUGCGCAGCAGCAGCUCGGUGGCGCCCAGCGUCAGCGGCUACGCGCCGUUCAGCUCGGCGGGCAGCGUCAUCAGCGAGUCGGACACGGCGAGCAGCAGUGUGCGCUCGCCAGCCUCGGGGACGGGGACGGGGACGCUGUCGCGGCGCAACACGCGGUCGCGCGACGGGCUGUACUACAGCAACUCGAACAAGUACAGCUCGGGCGGCCCGCGCAGCGUGGCGACGUUCGGGUCCGGCAGGGAGAUUGAGCGCGUGGACGAGGUGGAGUGGCCGGUGCCUCGCAGCGGGUACGGGAGCCACGCGGCUAGCGCCGUGGGUGGGAACACGGGGAACAUGGCAGGGGGUGCUGGUGCUGGUGGUGGCGGCUUCCUCGUGCUGGACGACGUGGUCGACUCGCGACGAGGGAGCUUCAGCACCGCGGUGAGCGGACAGGAGCGCGACAGGUCGGCGCUGGGGAUGGGCAGGGCAGUUGGCAGCGACAGGGGCUACGGCCGGCCAUUGUUGAGCCGCAGCGGAUCAGAGACGGAUAGCGUGGCGCCGGUGAUCAGGGACUUUGACGAUCUGGAUGUCGUGGACGAUCACCAUCCUUAG
This is a messenger RNA of Phaeoacremonium minimum UCRPA7, 3330 nucleotides long. RefSeq lists its product as hypothetical. Bases 1 to 3330 code for a protein of 1109 amino acids. The record is from RefSeq and is a predicted model, not a curated record. NCBI's taxonomy places the organism in Eukaryota, Fungi, Ascomycota, Sordariomycetes, Togniniales, Togniniaceae. The transcript has a single exon.